AUGGCUGAUCCGCAUGACCAACGCCAUCCAGGCCUUCCACCUCGCUCUGACGCUGGAGCCUGUGAGACAAUGAGCCAAUUUAGUCGCCCAAUGCGCGAUAACGCCCGUAAAGUGUCUCUGGCUAGCCGGCCUAUUUCAGAUGCGGCAAAGGGAAAAGUAGGCCUCAACGGCCGGAACAAUCCUUCUGUUGCAGAAGUUGUUGAUGCUGAUAGGAUCUCCCUUGUCUUAUCCGAUUAA
Molecule: messenger RNA, 237 nt
Organism: Aspergillus niger
Lineage: Eukaryota; Fungi; Ascomycota; Eurotiomycetes; Eurotiales; Aspergillaceae
Exons: 3
Coding region: 1-237 (78 amino acids)
Source: RefSeq, a predicted model, not a curated record